Messenger RNA from Oxyura jamaicensis (ruddy duck), 8251 nucleotides. It is a transcript of the gene IQSEC1, whose product is annotated as IQ motif and Sec7 domain ArfGEF 1. Gene Ontology annotation, biological process: regulation of ARF protein signal transduction; actin cytoskeleton organization. NCBI's taxonomy places the organism in Eukaryota, Metazoa, Chordata, Aves, Anseriformes, Anatidae. The transcript is spliced from 14 exons. The coding region runs from base 636 to 4121 and encodes 1161 amino acids. The record is from RefSeq and is a predicted model, not a curated record. Gene Ontology annotation, molecular function: protein binding; guanyl-nucleotide exchange factor activity.
UCCAUAGGUGCUGGCAGACAAUGGAGCUGGUGUGAUUUGCACAGGAGGAGCUGAUUAGCAGAGUUGUGUGCUGCUUUAUUUAACAACAACAACAACAAAAAGAGGUGGGGGGUGUGGGGAAGGACUGCCGUUCCUGUGCCAUGGGAUCAUAGCACUACUGGGGCUGUAGGCAGUUGUUGCUAGAUCUGAUUGAGAUAAUUGCUUGUGUUUUCCCAAGUUCUGCAAGCUCUCAGGAUGCUUUCCAAAGGUCCUUCAGAAACCUUAACCGGAAUAUACACACGUUGUUUGCCCAGAGGGCUAUUAGAAUGGCCUAAAAUAGCCAAAAGGAGAAGUGGGAUUUCUGUGUAAUAACAGUAGCAUUGGAGACUCUGGGAAAGACAAACUGCCAUCAGGAUCAAAAGCCUAUGUGAAUUUGUAGCCUUUGUGCGACUGCCUCUUUGUAUUAAAGUAGGAUACUGCAACUGUGCAGGUGCCGUGCCAUGUGCACGACUGCAUGCAUUGGUAACAAUUAGAAACACGCUGCAGCAAUAAGGAGAGGAGUGUUGGACUGGAUUUGAGUCAUUCAGAUCAUAACAAAAAGAAGUCUUGUGGUGUUAAAAUCUAGCUGCAGACUACAGUUGCUGCAGUACAAGUAUAUGAAAAUGCUGAAGCUAAAGGCCUUCUGCUUGGAUUACUGGCAGUUUUUGUGUCUCCAGCCUCUCCACGGUUUCUAUAAAAGUGUUGAGGGUGAAGCUCCAAGCAGUGAAACUGGCACGUCUUUGGACAGCCCAUCAGCUUACCACCAAGGACCGAUAACACACAGCUCAGCUAUAAGCCCAGACCAUUACGAUCAUUCUGCUUACGGGCUGUAUUCCGUCUCUCCUGGACAACAGAGAUCUCGGAGGCCGAAACUUCAGCACUCGACAUCCAUACUACGAAAACAAGCAGAGGAAGAAGCUAUUAAAAGGUCAAGAUCACUUUCUGAGAGCUAUGAACUCUCUUCAGACCUACAGGAUAAGCAGGUGGAAAUGCUAGAACGGAAAUAUGGAGGCCGUCUCAUAACUAGACAUGCUGCUCGCACCAUACAAACAGCUUUUCGCCAGUAUCAGAUGAACAAAAAUUUUGAGCGUCUUAGAAGUUCUAUGUCUGAAAAUCGUAUGUCAAGACGCAUCGUACUGUCCAAUAUGAGAAUGCAGUUUUCCUUUGAAGGACCUGAGAAAGUCCACAGCUCUUACUUUGAAGGAAAACAAGUUUCUGUUACAAAUGAUGGGUCAAAGCUGGGAUCUCUGGUACAAUCUGAAUGCGGUGACCUUGGAGAGUCAGCUACCAUGAAGUCUCCAGCAACAUCUACUGAUUUCGCUGAUGCAAUAACAGAACUGGAGGAUGCUUUUUCCAGGCAAGUGAAAUCCCUCGCAGAGUCCAUUGAUGAUGCGCUGAACUGCCGUAGUCUACAUUCUGAUGAAGUCCAGACUCCAGAUCAAGUCAGAAGUCGUGAACUGGAAAGGGAUAGCUGUGCUCAGACUAAACCAGCAAUCCACAAUGUGGAUCACAGGAAGCUUGAUGAGAUGACAGCUUCAUAUAGUGAUGUUACGUUGUAUAUCGACGAGGAGGAGUUAUCUCCACCCCUGCCCCUUUCCCAGUCAGUUGACAGACCAUCUAGCACAGAAUCUGAUUUGAGGCUCCGCUCAGUGAACUCUUCUCAAGAGUACUGGUCCAUGACCCACAAGGACGAUAAGAUAGACACUGAUACGAGCUGCAGGAGCACCCCUUCCCUGGAAUGUCAGGAGCAGAGGAUGAGAAUGGAUCACCUACCAUUACUAACUAUAGAGCCGCCCAGCGACAGCUCAGUGGACUUGAGCGACCGCUCAGAGAGGGGUUCAUUAAAGAGACAAAACGCGUAUGACCGAGGAAUCACUAGUCAGCAAGGAAGCCCAAAACAUAUCCCUCACAAUAUUCCUGCCAAGAUUAUAUCCCGAGAGGAACAGGAGGCAAGACACCGGCCAAGGCCUAUCGAUAGUCAUUUAGCUAUUAAUGGCACAGCAAACAGGCAAAGCAAAUCAGAGUCUGAUUAUUCUGAUGGAGACAAUGACAGCAUCAACAGCACAUCCAACUCCAAUGAUACAAUAAAUUGCAGCUCGGAAUCUUCUUCUAGAGACAGUCUAAGGGAGCAAACCUUGAGCAAACAAACAUACCACAAAGAAACUCGUAACAGCUGGGAUUCCCCUGCCUUCAGUAAUGAUAUUAUCAGGAAACGCCAUUAUAGGAUUGGUCUAAACCUUUUUAACAAAAAACCUGAGAAAGGAGUCCAGUACCUAAUUGAGCGAGGUUUUGUGCCUGACACUCCAGUUGGUGUUGCCCACUUUCUCCUGCAAAGAAAAGGUCUCAGCAGACAGAUGAUUGGAGAAUUUUUGGGCAAUCGACAAAAACAGUUCAACCGAGAUGUAUUAGACUGUGUUGUGGAUGAGAUGGACUUCUCAACAAUGGAACUGGAUGAAGCACUCAGGAAAUUUCAGGCUCAUAUCCGUGUUCAAGGAGAAGCCCAGAAAGUAGAACGGCUCAUUGAAGCUUUUAGCCAACGGUACUGUAUCUGCAACCCAGGUGUUGUGAGACAGUUUAGAAAUCCUGAUACCAUCUUCAUUCUAGCUUUUGCCAUUAUACUGUUGAACACAGAUAUGUACAGUCCAAAUGUGAAACCGGAACGCAAAAUGAAGCUAGAAGACUUUGUCAAGAAUUUAAGGGGUGUGGAUGAUGGUGAAGAUAUCCCACGGGAAAUGCUGAUCGGGAUUUAUGAGCGAAUCCGCAAGCGGGAACUGAAGACAAAUGAGGAUCACGUAUCCCAAGUCCAGAAGGUUGAAAAACUCAUAGUAGGAAAGAAACCGAUUGGAUCUCUGCAUCAUGGACUUGGUUGUGUUCUCUCACUACCCCACCGGAGGCUCGUUUGCUACUGCAGGCUGUUUGAAGUCCCUGAUCCAAACAAACCUCAGAAGCUUGGGUUGCACCAGCGAGAAAUAUUUUUAUUUAAUGACCUUCUUGUGGUGACCAAGAUAUUUCAAAAGAAGAAGAACUCUGUUACAUACAGCUUUCGACAGUCAUUUUCUCUCUAUGGAAUGCAAGUUCUUCUUUUUGAAAAUCAGUAUUAUCCCAAUGGUAUACGGCUCACAUCAGCUGUUCCAGGAGCAGAUAUCAAAGUACUAAUAAAUUUCAAUGCACCAAAUCCUCAGGACAGGAAGAAGUUUACAGAUGAUUUGAGGGAGUCAAUUGCAGAGGUUCAAGAAAUGGAAAAGCACAGAAUAGAGUGUAAGUACAAAGCUGAGCUAGAAAAACAGAAGGGAGUGGUGCGUCCAAGCAUGUCUCAAUGCUCCAGUCUGAAAAAAGAUUCUGGCAAUGGGACACUGAACAGAGCUUGCCUGGAUGACAGCUAUGCUACUGGGGAAGGACUGAAAAGAAGUGCACUGAGCAGCUCCCUUAGAGACUUGUCUGAAGCAGGCAAGCGUGGGCGACGCAGCAGUGCAGGAUCGCUAGACAGCAAUAUGGAAGGGUCCAUCAUUAGCAGUCCUCACAUGCGCCGAAGAGCUACAUCAACCCGAGAGUGUCCAUCUCGCCCUCACCAGACUAUGCCUAACUCCUCCUCACUCCUAGGUUCCUUAUUUGGUAGUAAAAGGGGAAAGCCUCCUUCCCAAGGUCAUCCACCAUCUGGCUCAUCACAGCAACCUCCGCACCCUCCAGUAAUCCCACAUCAGCAGCACUCACAGCAUCCUUCCGCCAUGCAUCAUGUAGGGCCAGCUGAGGGACAGACACAGGCACAAGUGCACUCUCACCAUUCGCAGUACUGCCAUAUGCAGCAGAACCCACCACCUUAUCACCACCACCACCACUAUCACCCUCCCCAGCAUAUCCAGCACCCACACCAGUAUCACCAACAUGUGCCACACUCCCAGCACGCGGCACACUCCCAGCAUACUCCUUACAUGCAGCACCCCCAUGCACAGCAUACCCACUCUCCUCAUCCUCCGCUGCCCCCUCCACACCCAGGGCACUCUUCUCAUCCCCAACACACUCAGCAUCACCAUGGACCUCCACCACCUCCGUCCACUUCAGCCAGCACUAAGCCCAAACACAGUGGCAUCAGCACAAUAGUCUAGAACAUAUUGACCCUCCUAAUAACUACAGUUUUAAACACAGUUACAAAGGCACUUACAGGAAGCAACAAAUAAUAUUGCCAUUUUUUACCUAGACAAACAAAUUAAUUAUGUGAGCUUAAAGGCUUGCUGAUACUAAGUAAAAUAAUUCAAGUUAGUGCAAUCAGUACUGGUUUUACUUAUCUACUCAACAGACGCUUACCAUCCAAUUCUUAUUUUCAAACUGCCUUGAAAACAUGCUGCUUGCUGAAUAUGAGUAAAGCUACCUUUUACACCAAAUCCCUUGACAAUUUUACGUGCAUAAUAAAAUCUUAGUCUAUGAAAAAAGGAAAAAAGUGAAACAGAACCCAGUGUUGCAUUCUUGCUCUUUUAUUGUCAAUGGGCAAAAAAUAAGUAGACCUGAUAUGGUUGAUGAAAGUACGUAAGUAAACUUUAUAUAAUAUAAAUAUAUACAUACAAAUAUAUAUAUACUGUAUAGUUAACAUUUGUGCUUGGAAAGAGGUUUUUUCAGUCCACAAAACUAGCAAUAUAGACUUUACAAGGAAUUCCACUUACUUGAUAGGACAGUAUAAUAGAUGAAUAGCGUAUGAAAGAGUAGACCAAAAACACUAAAUGUUAGAAACAAAUUUCAGACAUUUCAGUAUUUUCAUUAGAAGUCCUCAGGACUUGCUAAGAUUUCUAAGCAAUCAUUACUAAAUGUGCCAAGUAAUAUAGCAUUUAAAUGUUGUAGUCAAAUACUGCUUUGUAUAAAUCCUUAUUUUAUUAACAUGAUAAUAUCAUACGUAAUCAGUAUUAUAACUGCUCUGCUACUUCAGGUAAGCAAACUCGUUAAGAUGCAGUAAUUAUAACAUAGCAAUGUAGGGUGACCAUGUACCAGUGGUCAUCUUCAAGCAUUGGUCACACAAAUUCUUAGACACUUUAAAGGCUGUGAUAACUGUGAAUUUACAUGAUCCACAUUUCUUUUGUAUGCAUAUGAUUUAAUGAAAACACAUGAAGAGUUACAACAGGUGCAUGUAUACACUGCAAAAACAUUCAUCUCAAACAUGAAAAUUGCAAACUUCCAUCCUUCUCAGCUACCUUGCUUCCUGUCUACCAUAAUUCGUUAUUUUUAAUCCCCCAGUUAAGCUGAAUUCUAGUGUGAGAGUGUUUCCAGGUGGAAGCAUCCUGAAAUUUGAAGGUUUGUUUUAGAAUUUAGUAUAGGGUUUUUAUAUAUAUACAUAUAUAUAUAUACAUGUAUAUAUAUAUGUGUAUAUAUAUAUAUAUAUAUAUAUAAAAUUUGUAAUUCCAUGUAGCCAUGCACUAGCAACGAAGUGGCUUCACCAUUUUUACUCAUCACAUUUGCUAGUUUGAAAGUACCCAGCACUCAGCAGGCUGAGUUUAUGCUCAAACCCUCACUUUCAUAGUCCAGUUAGUUGCAAGACAUCACAUAAAAACAGGCUGUGCUGUUGUUGCUUAUGUGUUGUAAUCAAACCAUUUGCAAAUUUAUAAAACUUUUAUCCCUAAAUCCUGUACAAAGUUAUACAUGGCACCUACUUUGUAGUUUCAGCAUUUUGAGCCACUGCAAGGACUUUACACCUAAACAGUAGAGACAAAGGAAUUGCAACUGCAAAACUGUACCAGCCUAAAAGCAAACCUUGAAGAGGACAAGCAAAAAGUUCCAGUAUGAGAUGGGUAAAAGGAAUAAUAAUAAUCAGUCAAUUUUAUAUUUAAUAAUAUUUUUCAGGAAUAAUGAGGAAAUCACAUUGAAAUGGAAAGAAAUUGAAAUGCAAGUAAAAGAGUAACUUUUCAUUUGGGCUUGCUCAUGGAAUCUCUAAUAUUUGAGGUGUUUGUUAUUUUUUUCCCCUUUCAUACCAUUGAUAUCACAAUACCAGCAAAACUGCAAACUGAGCACUUUGUUAACCUCCACAGAGAGCAAAUACAGCAAUCUAGAGUUUAGCCUUCUGUUUAAAGCUGUCUACAUUUGUUUCCCACAUGUGCAAUAUGUUUUCCUGUUCUGUCCUUCUUUAAAUUAUCUUCAUGAAAAAAGCAAGUGAUUACAUUAUUAUUUUUAAGUAUCACUCACACUAUUCUAAAUUCUGCGGCUUACCUUAAGAGGGCUCAUACAGGUCCCCUGAGGCUCUGUUCCUUGCAGUUUAAAAAAAUAUAUACUGUUCUUAGAAGGGAAAGUAGAACUGUCUGCAUGUCAUCUAAUGUUAUUAGUGUGAGGCUACACUCUACAUAUUGUAUAUUUGCAAAAUAUAUCAGUGUUACUGUUGAUAUUAGUUGAAGUAAAGUGGUAACAUAUUUCAAUAUGUAGACUUUUCUUCAUACAUCUGUACCAAUAGUAGAGUCUAAUUGUAAUUUAUAGGUUGUUCCAGAAAAGAUAAGAGAGUCAUUCAGGUACAAGCAUCUUUCAGAAACUGCAUCAUUUAAUUGAAAUGGAGGUAAGAAUGGUCCUCUUCACUGAGUGACAGUCUGUACUUUCAGAUGCAGAGUUAUAAUGUAAGUAAAAUUGCCUGUGUACUGUAUAAACGCAGAAUACGCAGUAUGAAAGGAAAAUCUGACUCUAGCUGGGUUCCUUAGUUAACAAUGAAGACCUUAAAUGUCCCAGAUCUGCAUUUGCUUUGUUUCAAAACCCCUUUCAUUCAUUUAAAUUAGUUGCGUAUAAAUAUUCUAUACUUAUACUGUAAGCCACAUUUUAAUGCUUGGCCACUGAUUUUCCACGUGCAAUUAACUAAAUGUUCAGAAGUUGUCACAAAUGUGCAUGCUAAAAAACAUUUGCACAUGAUUUCAUGUACACCUGGGGAAAGAGUGUGCCUACCUUAUAGGUGCUUUAAGUUACAUGUGUAAGAUCACAGACCGUUUUGAGAAUAGUUUAAAAAACAAAACUGGUCAUAUAAGAGCACAGUAACUGUAAACAUUAUUUCAAUACAAUGAUGAGAAACAGUGGAAUUUUUUUUAAACUGUGUUUUUAUGUACUUAAACAAAUGUGUCUUGGUGUUAGAAUAAGUCUUAAGAACUUCAAUGCUUAUUUAGGGUGGUAGUAUAACCUCUCUGAUUCCAUCCUUGGUUAACAAUUGCUUAGAACAGCGUGGAUCGUGCCUAGAAUAGAAAAAUGAUAAUACUUUAACACUGUGUGGUUAAGAAAAAUUAUUUAUUCUUUUAGCCUGCAGGCAGGAGUAGAAUUGAGAGGGUUUUUUCUCAAGUGCCAUUGCCAAUUAAUACUGGUACAGAACUGCUUGGAGUGACCAUGGUUCUCUUUUCCCAUAAAAAAUGUGGCAAAAUAGUAAUGCUGAUUUGAAAAAAUGAAAGGGAAGCCUAAAGAAUGAAGAUGUGGCAACAAAAAUCUUUUCUGGGACAACAAUGAAAUAUAUAUUUGGGUUUUUUAUUUUUUUAAGUUAAGAAUGAAAUGUACAACAAUGUAAAAACAAAACAAAACAAACAGUUCAUCCUAAUAUAAUGUACGUCUUGUAUCGCUAAAAAGUCUAUCAUACAGUGUAGAAUGAUUUUCCCAUCAUGUACUGCAUGCAGCAGAAGCCUCUUGUUUCUUGAUAAAAUGAGCUGAAAGACAGUCAGCAGAUAUUUAAACAAUGAAUCUCUAGAUGUUGACUUGCUGUUCCAUAUGAAGCUGUGUGUUUUCUGCAGUUGAGCAUGCAUUUUGCUGUUCCGUUGUAAAAUAUCAUCGCACUUCUUGCCUGCGAAAUGGAUUAUUGUGUAUAUAUUUAAAAGAAAAGUGAAACCAUUAACAAGAUUAAAUUUGGAAAACAGAAAAGGGGGUGGUGAAAAUGGGACCAAGUAGGGGGAGUAAAUAAUUCUCUAAAUUGUACAUAGUGUGUAAAUUAGUAUUACUUUAAGUCUGCAGUCACUUGGAGGUUGCCUACAGUACCUAUCUCCUGCUAGGAACUUACAUCAGCUUUGAGUUGUAUUAAACUGUUAGAAUUAGGUCUUGAAUGCAGACUGUUACAGACUUCAGAAAACAUUACACUUACAAGAAGCUUCUGUUCUGGGGAGGCUUGAGGCCCUUUUGUAACUAUGGGGAAGAAAGGAGUGCUUUCAUUUUAAUAUGCAUUCUGUUUGUAAGUAGUAACAGACCCUAUUGAUGUAAAACUAUAACUGUGAUCAUGUGGAGAAAUCAAAUAAAUCAUUUAAAACUA